Molecule: messenger RNA, 627 nt
Organism: Telopea speciosissima
Lineage: Eukaryota; Viridiplantae; Streptophyta; Magnoliopsida; Proteales; Proteaceae
Exons: 3
Coding region: 1-627 (208 amino acids)
Source: RefSeq, a predicted model, not a curated record
AUGGCAGAAGCAACGGCUGUCGCAGUGGCGGCGGCAUCGGCCCUUGUAAUCUUUGAUUGUGAUUCAAAAUUGACUGGACCUAACUACGUUGACUGGUACCGUAGCAUUAAGUUGCUUCUAACUGCAGAAAUCUACCUCAGUGUUCUUGAUGAGCAACCUCCCCAAGAAUCCCACCCAGAUGAUGAUCCUGAAUACAUAGAGUUCUAUGAAAACUUCAUUGUGAGGGAAUCAAAGGCCUCAUUGUACAUUCAAGGAUCUAUCGAUAAGACAUUAGUGGACUCUAUUAAAGACCUAAGGACGGCUGGGGGUAAAAUGGAGAAGCUAGCUGAGUUGUUUAAUCGACAGCUCACUCAUGCACAUUAUGAUAUGAGACUGGAGACCAUGGGAAUAGCAUUCAAUCUUUUGUACAAGACGAAUGUGAUUCUAAAAUCUCUGCCAGGGUCAUACGCUCCCUUCAGGAUGUCAUAUAAAAUUAGUAACAGGGAGUUGGAGCUGACUGAAUUGGCCACUGCUUUGGUUGAGACAGAGAAGACCCUAAAAGGGAACAAGCCUAAGGUUAACACCACUGAUGCAAAGCCUUCUUCCAAGCAGAAGAAGAAGAAAAAGGGCAACAAGGGCAAGACCUGA